AUGCCAACCAAGGAAGUUCCGGAGGUCGUUCCUUUGGAGACAGCAGGGACAUCGGAAGUUUCUGACAAUGAAGACUACCCUGAAGGAGGAUUGCAAGCAUGGCUCGUCGUGCUCGGUUCAUGGUGUGCUAUGCUACCUGGGAUGGGCCUGCUGAAUACCCUUGGAGUACUUCAUGCUUGGACGGCAAGCCAUCAAUUGAAGGGUUAUUCUGCAUCAAGUAUCGGCUGGAUAUAUGGCGCUUUUGGAUUUUUCCUUUAUUUUUGCGGUGCACAAGUCGGGCCAAUCUUCGAUGCACACGGUGCAAAGUAUCUUCUUAUUCCAGCAUCUGUCGGUAUAGUUGCUUCGAUGAUAUGCUUGAGCUUCAGCACUGAAUACUAUCAGAUCUUCCUAUCGUUCAGCGUGCUCGGGGGUAUUUCGACCUGCGCAAUGUUCAACCCAGCGAUAGCUUCCAUCGGCCAUUGGUUCAAUGUUCGCAGAGGCUACGCGACCGGUAUUGCGUGUACCGCCGGGGGACUGGGCGGCGUCAUCUUUCCUAUCAUCAUUCUGUUUGCGGCUCCGAAGAUUGGCUUCCCGUGGGCGAUGCGCAUCAUUGCACUUUUCAGUGCGGUCGUAUGUGUAGUGGCAUGUCUUUUGCUCAAAACACGCCUACCGCUCAAUAAGAAAGCGGGUAUGUCCAUCGAUUUCAAAGCAUUAAGAGAUGUCAAAUAUGCUUCGACAACCGCUGCAAUUUUCCUGGUCGAAUUCGCAGUCUUUAUUCCGUACACAUAUAUCCCCUCAUACGCUGUGUACGCCGGCCUAGAUGAUACGCUUUCUUAUUCUCUGAUUAUCUUUCUGAAUCUUGGCGCAGUGCCAGGGCGCUUCUUCCCUGGUUUGAUUGCCGACAAACUAGGCCGGUUCAACGUUAUGAUACUAACGUCUUCGAUAUGUUCGAUCUUGACACUAGCUCUGUGGUACACGUCCGGGAGCAAUGAAGCAGCCAUAAUCUGCUAUGCGGUAUUUUUUGGCUUCUGGAGCGGAGCAGCUAUCAGUCUAACCCCCGUGUGCAUUUCUCAAGUGUGCGCAACAGAGGAUUAUGGCAAGAGGAACGGGACAACCUUCACGAUUACCAGUAUCGGAACACUGACUGGUAUUCCCAUCGCUGGUGCCAUCCAACAACGUGAUCACGGGGAGUACGGCGGUCUUAUGCUCUUUGGAGGGAUACUUUAUUUAGCGGCGACUGUUGCGUUUGUCAUCGCCCGCGUAAUCAGUCGAGGUUGGUCCCUGAAGGUCAUAUUCUAG
Messenger RNA from Paecilomyces variotii, 1278 nucleotides. Its product is annotated as putative monocarboxylate transporter. Gene Ontology annotation, biological process: transmembrane transport. Gene Ontology annotation, molecular function: transmembrane transporter activity. The transcript is spliced from 3 exons. NCBI's taxonomy places the organism in Eukaryota, Fungi, Ascomycota, Eurotiomycetes, Eurotiales, Thermoascaceae. The coding region runs from base 1 to 1278 and encodes 425 amino acids. Gene Ontology annotation, cellular component: fungal-type vacuole membrane. The record is from RefSeq and is a predicted model, not a curated record.